AUGUCUGUUGUACCUGAACCGCCAACCCAAGUGGGAGCGGCAAUUCCGGCUCAUACUCCUCAUGCUGUAUCUGUCAUGUUCCCAAAAUGGCAAGACAAUAUCUAUUACGAAGAAGGCAAUCCCAUCGUUACUGCCAAAAUGGAGUGUGGCUAUCCCCGCUUCUUUAUUCACCCCCUCAUUCAACAGUUAUGCGCUCGCUUGCUUGCCAAGUUUGGCCAGCCUACCGAGGACGGGAUGCUGUUUCCUUCACGCAAAGUUGCUGAACGAUGCCGUGACUUUAUGAAACGUUAUUACGAACCUGCCCAUUCCCAUUCCGGCCUUUUACGUAUUGCGGAAUUCGACAUUACACCUGCCGAUGCCAGCAGUGAAUUGCAACCAGUGCGGACCUACAUUCUUCUUUUCCCCAAAGAUGCUUUCAAGGUUGCCAAGCAAUACUGGCAGCAUGCCGGUGAUAAUAUUUCGUCUCGCAUGGCCGAAUAUUGCCUUCGUAUCUUGGAUGAAAAUCAGCGAAUUGAAAAGGAGAAAGAAGCUUUGCUGAAGCGUCCCAAGGGAAAUCGACGAUACCAAUCGGCGGCACCCUCUGCCGCGCCUACACCGAAAAAGGAAGAUUCUUGCGAGGCUGAGCAUCUGGUCUAUGUCGAGGAACGAUACGGUCGAAACUUGCCGAUCCAGUUUGCUGACCGUGCAAAACGAGCGUUGCGUCGCCGCAUUGCAGGCGUUAUUACGGAGGCGGAGGAGGAGAAUAUGCUGGCGGACAAGGCAACACAGUCGGAUCUGAAAGAACAGCGUAAUUUGCAGGGCGAUCGUGGGAUCAAAGGUAUUGCAGAAGACGAUGUGUAUCUGUUUCCAUGCGGCAUGAGCGCCAUUUAUCAUGCACAUCGCUAUGCCAUGACGAUUGGUAAUGCGGACCUGAAGAGCGUUUGUUUUGGUUUUCCUUACACAGAUACGCUCAAGAUCCUUCAAAAGUUUGGCGCUGGCUGUCACUUUUAUGGUUUGGGAGAGGAUCAACAAAUCGAUGAGUUGGAAGCUUUAUUACAAUCCGGCGAUCGCAUCUUGUCCUUAUUCUGUGAGUUACCGUCCAACCCCUUGCUGAAAUCGCCCAACAUGAGACGACUCCGCGCAUUAGCGGAUCAAUACGACUUUUUGAUCGUGGUCGACGAAACCAUUGGCAACUUUUGCAACGUGGCAGCUUUGGAGUGGGCCGAUAUGGUCGUCAGUAGUUUGACCAAAGUAUUCUCGGGCGACAGCAACGUCAUGGGCGGCAGUAUGGUAUUGAAUCCCAAUCGCAAGCACUACCACUCGAUAAAGUCAGCCAUUGAAGCUGAUUUUGAGGACCUUAUAUGGUGUGAAGAUGCCAUUUUCAUGGAACGCAACUCAAGAACCUUCAAAGCACGAUCAAAUAUCAUCAAUGAAAAUGCUGAAGCUUUAUGUGAUUUCUUGGUCAAUCAUCCCAAAGUGCAAAGUGUUUAUUAUCCCAAGUUUGUCAGUCGAGAAAACUAUGAUGCGGUGAAAAAUGUUAAUGGCGGGGGCUAUGGCGGACUUUUCUCGGUGGUGCUGCAACACGAGAACGCUGCGUCUCAAUUCUACGAUAACUUGCAUUGUGCUAAAGGUCCUUCCUUGGGCACCAACUUUACUCUCGCUAGUCCCUACACCAUUUUAGCCCAUUACACUGAACUUGAUUGGGCCGCCCAAUUCGGUGUACCUCGACAUUUAGUACGUGUGAGCGUCGGCCUCGAGGAAAGAGACCGCUUGCUCAAGAUGUUCAAAGAUGCACUCGAUGCUGUCGAAGCAUAG
Radiomyces spectabilis is the source of this 1794-nucleotide messenger RNA. RefSeq names its product pyridoxal phosphate-dependent transferase. NCBI's taxonomy places the organism in Eukaryota, Fungi, Mucoromycota, Mucoromycetes, Mucorales, Radiomycetaceae. The coding region runs from base 1 to 1794 and encodes 597 amino acids. The record is from RefSeq and is a predicted model, not a curated record. Gene Ontology annotation, biological process: transsulfuration. Gene Ontology annotation, molecular function: pyridoxal phosphate binding; cystathionine gamma-synthase activity. The transcript is spliced from 5 exons.